Oryzias melastigma (Indian medaka) is the source of this 1282-nucleotide messenger RNA. It is a transcript of the gene tmem240a, whose product is annotated as transmembrane protein 240a. Lineage: Eukaryota; Metazoa; Chordata; Actinopteri; Beloniformes; Adrianichthyidae. The record is from RefSeq and is a predicted model, not a curated record. Bases 755 to 1282 code for a protein of 175 amino acids. The transcript is spliced from 4 exons.
UGCGGGAGGGGGUGACCAGAAGAAUUACCAGAAGGUCUGCCAUGUUCGGAGCAGGUACCCCCCCACAAACGAGGAUCAGCUAGCCUGUGGGCCUGCGCCAUCGCGGAAGCUUGCGGUUCUCCAUCCUCGGUGCACUCCCGCGCACACGCGCGAGAGGUGGGAGUGAUGCUGCUGUAGCUGCUGGACGCCGGGAUGGGAUAAUCAUGCGCGUCUGGCUUCGGGCGUUGGUGCAGCUGCCGUUCGUGGGUUCGGUCUGGACCGGGAUUGCAGGGUGGGUCUAGCUGCAGACCGGAACCCUUUGGACCUCAGGUCGAUGUUGAUGAGCGUUCUGACAGAGAGCAGCGCCAUGGCCGCGGGACGACACGCAGUCUUUUGAAAGAGAUCGACGGUUUUGCGAUGGAAGGCGGGAAUCUGUGAAGAAGAGCCGGAGGAUUCCGAAGCAGCCCUCAGAGAAUUACCGAGGAGCGGAGCGGGCGGGUUUCUGCGGGGAAUGCUCGUUUCCAACAAUCUGAGGAAGAAGCGCAGCGCGAAGAGCGGAAUCUGUAAUUAGGAUCAGGCUGAAGCAGCAUCCGGGCGGGGGCUGGAUGGAGAAGGCGCAGUGAAGGCUGACAGCGGCGGGCCGUGUGUAGGAGGACGCGGAGGGAGAGCGGGCGCUUGACGGCCGGGCGGCUCCAUGAGCGGCUCCUGCCCGCAGAGAGCGCCCACAGCCCAGCCGGAGCCUUUCUGACGCCCGGCGGUCAGUCUGGAAGUUUUGAUGCAUAUGAUCACAACCACCAUGAUUUUUAUGAUUCUUGGUGCUUCAGUUGUUAUGGCGAUCGCCUGUUUGAUGGACAUGAACGCGCUGCUGGACCGCUUUCACAACUACAUCCUACCGCAUCUAAGAGGGGAGGACCGCGUCUGCCACUGCAACUGUGGAAGGCAUCAUGUCCACUACGUAAUCCCAUAUGAUGGGGACCAUUCCCUGGUGGACUCUUCGGAGAACUACUUUGUGAGUGACAGCGUGACCAAGCAGGAGAUGGACUUGAUGCUGGGGCUGCUGUUGGGCUUCUGCAUCAGCUGGCUGCUGCUGUGGCUGGACGGGGUUCUGCACUGUGCGGUUCGGGCCUGGAGGGCGAGCCGCUACUAUGAUACUCCAUCCUGGUCGUGGCUGCCACAGUUCUGCAACCUUCGAGACCUCCGCCGCCGAGCGCAGCUCAGGCAGCUGGAAGAGUCCAGUGGAAACAUGGUCCACAUCAAGCAGAAGCUGUACCACAACGGCCACCCCAGCCCCCGGCACCUCUGA